Rana temporaria (common frog) is the source of this 924-nucleotide messenger RNA. RefSeq names its product pentraxin fusion protein-like. The record is from RefSeq and is a predicted model, not a curated record. The transcript is spliced from 4 exons. NCBI's taxonomy places the organism in Eukaryota, Metazoa, Chordata, Amphibia, Anura, Ranidae. The coding region runs from base 241 to 765 and encodes 174 amino acids.
AUCUUCUCUAAUGUUCCUUUCCUUAUUUUGAUUGCAGAGCUGAUUAUACAACGGAUAAUCCCCCAACCUCUCCCCAAGAUAAUCCCCCAUUGGGUCACUUUAUAGAUCUAGUCCUUGCCAGGUUCCCCUCCCUCGGUGUGGUGGGAAUGUGGCUUUGGGAGGUGAUAUAAAAAGCAAACAGCUGUAUAAAUACACAUUGGAGACAGAUAAAGCUUCAAAAGCUGCAGGACUCUGUACAGAAUGAAGACUUUGGUGGCUUUGGUUCUGUUGGGUUCCUUGGGUCUGGCUCGGUGCUGCAGCCGCCCCCCUGGAGCCAUCAAUAUUGCCACAAGCGGAGAAGCUUCUCAGAGUUCUAAUUAUGGGGCCAACGAUGCAGCUGUAAAGGCCAUCGAUGGGGUGAACGAUCAAAACUGGUUUAAUGGCUUCUGCUCACACACAGGCGCGGACAGCUCCCCCUGGUGGAGGCUGGACAUGAAACGGAAAUACAAAGUGAAUGUUGUUGUGGUCUCUGGCCGGUCAGACUGUUGUUUGGAAAGGAUGAGGAAUCUUGAGGUCCGAAUUGGAAAUUCUCCCGAUAAUAACAACCCAGUGUGCGAUAAGAUCACCAUAGCUACUUCUGCAACAACAACGUUCUGCUGUAACGGGAUGGAGGGUCAAUACGUCAGCGUGGUGAUCCCGGGGCGCAAUGAAUACCUGACCCUGUGCGAGGUGGAGGUCUACGGGGACCCCGUGACUCAGACUCAGGAGAAGCAUGUCUGCUGGUAAAGCCUGACAGAAAGAAGACUAAAGUUUAUCAUCAAAUUUAAUGUCCAUAGACAACAUUCUGAAGACCCCAGAAAAAUGGACAUGUUUGGCUGGAGGAGAAUGUUUUCCACUCUUUUCCUUGUUUUCCUUGUUGGUGUGACUAAAGAAACUCUUCACAAA